GUUUUUGUAAUGUUUUCCUUCCCAACCAUUGUAAUGUCUUUUCUCUUCAAAUUGACUUGCUGGCAGGAUGGGCCCUCUGAUGCUUUCCAACUUUAGUAUGCUACUUGUGUUCUUUGUAAUUUUUCAUACAUUGGCUGCUGACCCAAGGAUUUUAUGGACUGGUGGGGAGGUGACAGCACUGGAAAGUGGGAAAAAAAGUCAGCGUGAGCGAACUGAGAAAUCGAGGCAAGAUGUCGUUCAUGUAUUAUCUGAUCCAAGCAAAACUUAUCCUGGAGGUUACUUAUUCCAAGUAACUUUUGGAGUAAAGUUUGAAGGUGACAAUUUCAAGGAAUUUGAAGGAUUUGAGAGAAGGGUUGCAAGAUCGAUUGAAAAUCUGGUUAAACACAAGUUUUCAACAUUUUCUCCUUCACUUAAGAAAUUACACCUUCAUAGUACUGAGAGAAUCGAUGCUGCAGUUCUGUUCUUGACCUAUUGGCUGUAUUUCAAUCCUGGCGGACAGGACAUCCGUGGUCAACUGGAAACUCGCCUAAACCAACUGAAGGCUAGGCGUGUAGCUAAUCUCCGACAUGGAAAAGCCACACUGUUUUUCAAAUCAGUUGAAGAUGUGGAUGAAUGUUCCUCUGGACUUUCAAUGUGUGAUCCUCGAGCUGAUUGUUUCAAUGCCUUUGGUUUCUAUUCUUGUCAAUGUAUAGAGGGAUUUGAAGACCAUUCACUAAAUGGUUCUGGCAUUGACUGUGUCAAGAAUGAAAAAUCAGUAAUAAACCUCAUUCUCCCUCUGGAAGGAGGUCCUAUGCGCUCUCUCGGACACUUGCAUGUGAAACAUCAGCAUCAAAAGCCUGAACUGAGUCCAGGACUACUACCACCAGCAUCUUUCAAAAGAUUCCAGCAAAUGGACAUGGUUCAUGAGACAUGGCAGAGGAUUCACACAAAGAACUUGUUCCAGGCUGAAGCAGCAGAACUUGCUUUGCAGCAGCAUCCUGGGAGAGAACAGCCAACCACUAAUUCCCAGCUCAUUCCUGAAUUAGCAGCACUUGCUACGGGGAGCAAGAGCCUCUCUAUCAAACACCAGGCAGCAGGCCUUUCACAUAUUCAUCUGGGGAACACUGCAGGCCCCCAGGGACCCUACACCGCCAAUCCACAGCGCCUCUUUACUGCAGUGCACUUCACAACACUCUCUGGCAUAGUGAGGCCUUCUCAGGCUCAGCCUCACUUACCUGGACCAUCACCUCUGAAACCAGCCAGAAGUCUACAGAUGUCCACAGCUACUUCUGAAUGGCUCAAUCCUCAAGUCCAACACAAUGGGGAUAUUCCACAACCUUCCAGGAUUAAAAGGAAUCCAGUUAUUUGUAAGUUUGACAAAUUGGGCCACUCUGCUCCAUUUCAGUGGCAAAUCAGCUACUCAGCUGCUUCUUCAGGAUUCUGGUCUCUUCCUGUAAGCCCCUUUCUGGGGGAAGUAAAUCCUACAGGGAAUUUCUUCCCAACUGACACACUCCUAAAACCACGAGUUGAAAAUUAUUCUAGAAGCAGAGUAAAGCUGAGCUCUAAUUCUGAUCCUCGGAACGAUAUCUCCAAUUCCAAGCAUCUAGCCAUUAAUCCUGUAAAUAAUAAUAUUAUCCCCAGAACUACCCAACCUGUUCAAACUCCCCAGAGGAAGUAUUGGGGGAGUUCUGUGUGUUCUGAUGCAAUGAUCACAAGCCUGUUAAAUUGGCUUCUCCCUACAGAAGAACAGGGAGAAAAGCAAAACGUUGGUGUCCGGUCUGAAGAUUCAGAGGUCUUCAUUGGUAAUGUUGAUACUCCAAGUCUUCAUAUGCAAAGGACACAUUUGUUAGAAAUCUCAUCAUCUAGCCACAUACCGAAUGAAAUCAAACACAGGGUGCUCUGUGACCCUAAAAACGCAACUGGACCUGGCAAUGAUAAAAUGAGUGAAUCUGCAUUGACCUGUUUGGAUGGGAUGUUGCUAACUCCUUCAUUAUACAGUGACUUAGGGACAAUGCCUGAAAGCCAGAAUUUGUAUAGUGAUGGUUUUUUUCAGACUGCACAUCAAACCCACGAAAUGGAACUUCAAGUGAUCAUACCAACCCACGUAGACAUAACUUCCAGAGCAAAUUCCACUGUGGUGACUGGAAGGGAGCCCCUGAUUUACGGAGGAGACCAGCGAACAAACAGUGUGUGGAGUUCUAGCCUCCUUUUGGCUGCCCAAUGGGCUGUGGAAGUUACUACCAAUCAGAUUGAUGGAACCAGCCUUCUAGAAGCUGCCUAUCCAGUGGAUCCAUCCACCACCAUUUUGCAGACGCCAACAUGGACAACAGUAGCACCAAAACUACACGAAGAUAUUGGUCACUUAUUGGCGGUAUCUAUUGGAAUUGAAUUGGUAAAUGUUGUUUACAAGAACCUUCAGCAUUUAAAGAGGAGACUUCUACAAUCAGUUAAGGCUGUGUUAACAGACACGCUGGCAUCGUUUUCUCCACCACUUAAAAAAAUCCUCCUUCAAGGAGUUCAAAGGAUAAAUUCUUCAGGUUUUGCCUUUGAUUAUGAGCUUUACUUUGGUGUCAAUGGAGAGAACAUCUCCCACUCACUACAGAUUCGCUUGAAUAAGUUGUUGAACAAGUCGGUGGUAAACCUAAGGAAUGGAAGAGUCUACUUGUCUUGGGUUUUAGUUGGAGAUGUUGAUGAAUGUCAAUCUGAAAUUGGAGCAUGUAGCAAGGAAGCAAAAUGCCUGAAUACUGUUGGCUCCUAUUUCUGCCAGUGUGAAGGUGAUUUUGAAGAUCGUUCAUUGGGACACAGUAGAGUUUGUAUUGAUCCAUCAGAAUCAGAUCCUAGUUUUUGGUCUUCGUUUGGUUUGCAGGAAACCCUAAUUGGUUCUGCUAUAUGUGCAUUCCUGCUCACAGCUAUGAUGUUGAUUCUGUGCUUUGUAGUAUACAAAAGAUCACAGAACAAGUACUUCAGAGCUUGUGACCUAAAUCUAGGUGUGGUGCCUACAAGGGUUCCGUUGUCAUUAUCAGAUGAGUUGGUAAGUGAGGAGUCACUGUUCACUGUACCCCACAGGGUUUCCAGUUAUAUAUCGUUCACAAAAUUUCAACCAAUACCUGAAGAUUCAAAUGGACAGGAAAUUGAUUAUGAGAUGACCAACCCAUAUGAAAUGAAACCCCAGCCUGCAUUUAAAACAUUUCACUUGUAAAAGGCCAAAUUCCAUUUCAGUUUCUUGGAAUUCAACAUACUCAU
Stegostoma tigrinum is the source of this 3222-nucleotide messenger RNA. RefSeq lists its product as uncharacterized. The record is from RefSeq and is a predicted model, not a curated record. The coding region runs from base 68 to 3178 and encodes 1036 amino acids. Gene Ontology annotation, molecular function: calcium ion binding. Lineage: Eukaryota; Metazoa; Chordata; Chondrichthyes; Orectolobiformes; Stegostomatidae. The transcript has 14 exons.